Molecule: messenger RNA, 3315 nt
Organism: Ornithodoros turicata
Lineage: Eukaryota; Metazoa; Arthropoda; Arachnida; Ixodida; Argasidae
Product: serine/arginine repetitive matrix protein 1-like
Exons: 20
Coding region: 152-2803 (883 amino acids)
Source: RefSeq, a predicted model, not a curated record
GCCAGUAUGAGUAUCCAGUUAAUCCAGUGUCCCGUCUGCCGUUUUCUUCAAAAUCCCGUUGUAGCACGGCAUCUUUCUGCUGUGUACCUGUGCCCGUGACCUGUGCCCACUUUCGUCGCAUGUUGAACAAUCUCUAUAAGCGGCAAGGAAUAUGUCACCUCGCCGGACUACGAUAGCAGUUGGCAGGCGGACUAGUAUAGAUUUAAGGGUACGACGACGCCUUAGUAAUGCCCUUGAAGAAUUCAAGGAAUAUUUUGACGAGAGCUCGCUCGACAACAAAGCUUCGUCGAAGGAGGGUCCACCGCCACCCAAACCAGUUCGCAUUGGGAGGAGGACCGGUAAAAAUGUUAUGCCAGGAAAAGUCAUUCGCCGUCACUCCAACGGGCGAGAAAAUUUUCUGGACUAUUUCACAGACGACAGCAGUGGAGGAAGCCGUGGGCGCAAUGCUACUGAACAUCGCAGCCCAGUAUCCGAGGCAGAAAGUCUGGGAGAUGAACGCAGUAAGAGCUCUCGUGCGAGCAGACAUGAGCAAAGUGUGGCAUCGAUUUCACUUGCAGGUGAAAGGUCACAGACAGACCACACGGUGGAAGCAGAGAGAGCUUCUGCGCAUGGUCCGCCUUCACGGGCGUUCACUCCCAGCUUCCUGCAUGUCUCGCGGACAGCUCACACAGACGUCCAGAAAUAUAUUAGCCCUGUGACAUCAACCCGCAAGGAUGGCUCAGUGGGUCCAAGAGAAAGCGUCGGCAUACCACCACCAAGAAAUGAGAAAUCUCCUUCUUCUUCCGUGAGAAUAAGUGUGAUCCAGGAGGAUGAGAUAGCUGCUGAUCAGAUGGCUGACCAGAUGGCUGACCCAGGAGGGUCAGGUAAAGGCGGCACCGAAGACCAGCCUACCGGGGUGUCUCAAAAAUGGACUCCAUCAUCGCAAGACAAAAAACAGGGGGGCAAAGCGGGUCUUAGCAUGAGGAAGAGGUUCAGGCUCAUAUACGUGAAGGAGCUCCUUAGGAACAGCGGAUCUGCGUCAGCGUUGAACACGAACAGCAUUGCACUGGGAACCAGCCAGAGCAAGGAGAAACACUCGGUCGACAGCCCAGGUGAGCCUCCGGCAAACCCUACGAAAGCAACCAUCCUGUCGAGCACUCGUUUGGACGCCGUUACGCCGGCACGUGGUGUACCGAAGGACUUUUCGCACGGGGACUCGCUGCUCCGCGAAUGUUCUCCCGUACGCAAGAGAUCCCGUGACGCUGCUUCAGAGGAUGCACCACUAUCCUCCUCCAGCCAGCACGGGACCCCGAAUGGUACUCUGACUGUUCCGCAGCAAAAAUCUGCGUCGCCAUCGUCGGCUUACAACGACCCAAAGUUGAGGCCCCUCGCACCUUCAGUUGUGCUGGAUCGACUCCACCCCAGUGUGUCACCCCGCAGGAAUGAGGGGCAGAGACGUUCGCACGCUACGUCUGCGGGACCGAAAGGACCCCUGGUGAAUGACGUCGAAGGACCAGAAACGGCGGAGGGGCAAAACGGGGGCAGUGGCGACUCUCGCAGCUCCCGCGGUGUGCUCCAAUCACCACCUUCACCGCCUCCCACCUUCCCACCAUCGCCUUCAAGGUCAUCCCGAAUUCGUCCCAAUUUAAGGCGGAAGAAAAUGCACGACGGGUACCUCAACGGGGCUGCGGAAAAACGUGACCACGUAACGAGCUCUGCCGCGACGGUUGUGGUAACCGAUAAGGACUCCUCAUCUCCUCGUCGCGUUGUGCCUACGGUGCUCGGUGCUGCCCCUCAACGUGAACACGAUGACGUACUCGUACACUGCAGCGAUGAAGACCCUCUUCCGCCACAGCGGCAGGUGGGGAACGCGGAGAGGCCGCAGUCACCCCCAGUCACACCCAGAAAGCAACUUAAAAAGGGCAGGGGUACCAAGAACACGAGGAGAAAGAACGUGAAAAACACUGCAAGACAAAGACUACCGACCCCCGAGGGUCGCGCAAAUAGUCCGACUCCCGCCGAGGCUCCAGAGGUCGUCCGCACACGGGGUAGUCCGCACCAGCAGAGUGGAAGCAGUAGUCCUGGCAACCACAUUGCACCGAGGAGGUCACUUCGCAAAAGGCGUCCGCCCCCUCCUGCACGUGGUUACUACAGGCCUGUCUACACGUACACCAAAGAUGGGCCUGUUUUCGAGGAAUAUCGUACGUUUGGAAAAUGGGAAGAUCCACGCCUAUGGUUGUUUGCUGCCCAGCCAAAAAGCAACAAAGUCAAGACCAGAGGUGAAAGGCGCAGAAGAAAAGUAGCUGAUGCAUCACUUCCUGAGGCAGUAGGGAAUGGUGAGGAAGAAAUGCAUAAUAUAACACCUAACAAGAAAAUGCCUCGGAAGAAAAAGAACAGCGAGGAGUCUCAGUCGGAACCGGAUGACGGUGUGUGUGUAGCAGUUCAAGGGCCUGACCUUCUCAACUUCGAGCAGAUGUCUCACAUACGUGAUAUCUCAGUACGGAGAUCUCACGAGGUCAAGUUCCUCCCUGAGCCCGGGGACGAAAACAAUUCGUAUGGGAUUGCUACACAAUAUUUGCUUGCCUCCUGCCACACAGGACUAAUCCGCAUCCAGCCCGGCAAGAUGAAACAAGGAGCGGAUAUAUGCCGAAACACGAUUAUUUUUACUGCCAUGGACAAUCCUGUGCACCUGACAACGAUCCGCAACACGUGGGUCAUACUUUCGAAGGGGGACUCGUGCCUGGUGCCUAAAGGUUCUACGUACGCCAUCAGGAACUUAUCUCAGGAGAACCAAGCGGAACUUCACUUCGUGGUUGUAGCAUGACUUGCAGUACUCUGCAAAGGACAGCACAGCUUUGUAUAAUUUGUAUAUGGGUCUCUAUACGUGUCAUAUAUAUGUGGGGUGUGUCUUUGUAUUUUGAGGUCUUGUGUGCUUUUAAAUUGGUGACCUGGUCUUAUCUUGCAAGCUGUAAAGGCAUGGGGUAAAGUCGAGUGAUGUCGGAUGGAAUUAUCUGCGUAUUUCAGCUGAACACAAGGUUCUCAGCGGCAGUGCUGUAUGUGCACUGCUCAGCGUUCUAAAGUGUCCGUAUUAAUGGCUGAAUUUGUGUUUGUAUUUUCAUGUGUUUUGAUGUGAGUUCACUGUGGAAGCUUUUAAAGGGACGACAAGGGGGAGGGCAUUACCAGCUCUUGCCCUAAAACACGGGGCUCUAUGCAUUGUCAUGCUGUGUCAUACCAUUUAUUCUUUCAUUUGAAAAUUUUAAUGUACUACUGAUUUAACAUGUAUUUAUAUUAAAUUUGUGCUUUCAGAGUUUCAAGAGCUCUGAGAGUUUCACGUCA